ACAAACAAAGAGGCUUGCAUAUCUUAUUGCCAUCCAAAUAAAAAAAAAUCAUAAACAAUAGGGACAUUUCUCAUCACACAUUUUGGCAACAAGGCAACUGAGAAACAAACCAGAAACCUGUUUAUCAUCUUCCAUGGAAUUUUUUACAGUUCUCCCACUCACUCAGCUCUCAGGUGUCAUGCCAAAAACAUGUACCUUAAUCAGAGCUCACCCUUUUAAACCAUGGUGGCAGAGAAACUCAAAGCCUGCUCGUUUUCGAUGUCAAAAGAUGUAUGUUCCAGGAUUUGGAGAAGCAUCACCUGAAAAAAAGGCAGCCAAUAAUAUGCACAAUUUCUUCACUUAUAUUGCUGUCAGGAUUGUGGGUGCACAACUGGAGAGCUACAACACUGAGGCCCACAAGGAUUUGAUGGAGUUUUUGGACAAAAACUCUUUAAAUGAUGGUGAUAAGUUUUGUGCUGCUUUGAUGAGAGAAUCUCCGAGGCAUAAAGGUCUAGCUAUGCGCAUUCUAGAGGUUCGAUCUGCGUACUGCAAGAAUGACUUUGAAUGGGACAAUCUUCAGCGACUAGCAUCUCAGUGCUUAUUUUGGCAGAUGGCCGAUGAGUCCGACACAAAGCUUAUGAGGGAUUAUGUUUUGGAAACUAGUCAUGACCCAAGGAGUGAUUAGAGACCUGCUUAUUCCAGUGCAAUGUACGUACUGUAGAGUUGUAAUGAUAAGCAAGUCAAUUGUGCAUAAUGCUGCAAUGCAUCCUAGGCCAUGAUCAUGAGCACAAAGAUCGGUCUUGCUUUUGUUAUUGUUUUGAAAAUUGAAAUGGUUGUAAUAUUUUAAUUUCUGCCACAA
Daucus carota subsp. sativus is the source of this 838-nucleotide messenger RNA. RefSeq names its product chaperonin-like RBCX protein 1, chloroplastic. Gene Ontology annotation, molecular function: protein folding chaperone. Bases 134 to 664 code for a protein of 176 amino acids. NCBI's taxonomy places the organism in Eukaryota, Viridiplantae, Streptophyta, Magnoliopsida, Apiales, Apiaceae. The record is from RefSeq and is a predicted model, not a curated record. Gene Ontology annotation, biological process: ribulose bisphosphate carboxylase complex assembly. The transcript is spliced from 6 exons.